Messenger RNA from Paramormyrops kingsleyae, 2900 nucleotides. Lineage: Eukaryota; Metazoa; Chordata; Actinopteri; Osteoglossiformes; Mormyridae. The record is from RefSeq and is a predicted model, not a curated record.
GGGAUUUAUGGUGAUCGACAAGGCAGGACACAAAACAGAUGUAUGACUUCACAACAAUACAAUGACAGAACUAGGGAAACAUACUCUGACUUGGACUUAAAUACACUAAACUAAUGAAAACAACUUGAAACAGCUGAUGACACGGGGAUUCCAUACGAGGUUAACGAGGGGGACGUGGCACACAAGACGAUUGGAGAGCGGGGUAUGACCACUUCAGGAAGGAGUUCCUCACUGUCCUGCAAAUUCCAUGGACUGUUUUAGGGUGGGGCCAUGAGCCAUCCCUUCAUUUGCCUACAGACUGUUUUGCCAUAUUAUACAUGUGGAAGCAACGUGCACAACACAGCUUUUGCGGGAACAGUGGUGGUGAUACUUGAGAUGAAGUGAUAUGAUCUGUCUGACUUAAACUGUGUGAAGAACAGGAAUACAAACUGAUCCAGCCUUUUUUUGAAGUAUUUCAAGGAAGAUAAAGCUCCAUUCAACAUCAAGCAGAAGAAGCAGGAGAGAUAGGACAAAUGUCUGUUUUUCAGCUUCCCCAACAGCCAGGAGAGAGAACAUCCAUGGAUAUGGUGAUUCAUAUCUACAUAUUUUUCAGCUUGUUUACCAUUCACAGUAUUAUUGGAAGCUGCCCAAAUGCUUGCCAGUGUGAACAAAACAUAAUGAUUUGCUCUGGUCAUCUGGUCAUAAAGUUCCCACCAUUCUUGCCCCCAGCCACCAUGGAACUCUUAAUAGUGAAAAGCAACAUCUCAUUAUUGACACCAAGUGAUUUUGACAAUGGCUUUGAAUCUCUCUCUGGUUUUGUAGUAAAGGACACAGAAUUAGCAGAAAUUUUGCCUGGAACAUUUGAUCAUACUAACAGACUUAAAUUGGUAGGCUUUCAGGGAACUAAACUGCAAGAUCUGCCUUCGGAACUAUUCCAGGAAAUGCAAACUCUUGAAUCACUCAUCCUGAGCAACAACAGAUUUCAAGACAUUCACCCAGCUCUGUUCUCCCCUCUGACAGCCCUCAAGAAGCUUGACUUGAGCAAAAAUCUCCUCACCUCAAUCCCAGCAGGUUUUCUGCAUAAGCUAACUAAUCUCCAGCACCUCUCACUGGCUAGGAACAGCAUCAUGCAUCUUUCAGAAGAAACAUUUCAAGGGCAAAGGUCGCUAAAGAUUCUGAGACUAAAUCAUAAUGCCAUAAAAGGGAUUCCAGCAAGCUGUUUCAAUACUCUUGUUAACUUGGAAGAACUAUCCUUACAGGAAAAUCAAAUUGAAUAUCUUGCACCCCAGCUGUUCUCCAACCAGCUCAAACUUAGGAAGCUGUUCCUAUCUAACAAUCAUUUAUCAUUACUGCCUGAGGGCAUCUUCUUACACCUUCCUAGGCUUACUCAAAUAUCCCUCCAUCAAAAUCAACUUCAGGAAUUGUCCACUCGGGUUUUUGGUCCCAUGGCUCUCCAGGAACUCUGGCUAUACGACAACAGACUGACUCAUGUGGGAGACAAUGUGUUCAGCAACUUGACUCAGCUACAACUUCUUGUUUUGAGUCGGAAUCAGAUCAGUUCAGUAUCAAGUGGUGCUUUCAGUGGACUCAUAGAGCUGAGUGAGGUGUCCCUGCACACUAAUCGUCUUACGAGCCUUGAGGAGUGCACCUUUAGUGCACUGCCCAAACUGGUGAAUAUCUCGCUUGAGCACAACCAAAUUCAGACUCUCCCAUGGAAGGUAUUUCAGAACAUACCUAAACUGAAGCAGGUAGACCUCUGCAACAAUUCCCUAUCAAGCUUGCCACUAAAACUUUUAGAUACAUUUCAGAUGAUUGAAGAGGUUAUCCUCUCUCAGAACCCCUGGAAUUGCAACCAGGAGAUCCUGCCUCUCCGAGAUUGGCUGAGGCAAAACUCUUUCAAGGUGCUGAAUUCCAGAAACCUGUUAUGCUUCCACCCUCCUGCCCUGCAUAAUAUUAGUGUUUUUAACCUUACCAAUGAAGACUUGAUGGUAUCACUGACAAGCACCAGUCCUACAUCCACAUCAAAUAGAAGUGCUACUAGUUCUACAUCCAAACCAAAUAUUGCACCAGAAGGGAAGGGAAGGAAUAAAUGCAACUAUGUGGUUCAGAAGGGCCUUUCCCAGAACACGUUCUUCAUCAUCAUCAUUAUAACAAUUUGCACAGUUAUCAUUGCCAGUACAGUCAUCUGCUGUAUUUGUCGAAUGAGAAACAUACACUCCAGUCUAGACUUAUAGCAAGGUAAUAAAAACUGUCAUAUAGACUUUGCAACACUUGACUCACACAUGCCUAAAGUGUAAUUUGAGAUUUAGUUUAAGAAAUUUUUGACAAAGAUAUGUUGUACAAAAAUAACUCUGAUAAAGGGGAUAAAUCAUUGCAUUUUCAAAUAUUUUCUUGUAAUGGAAAAGUCAUAUUAGGUAGGUUUUAGUUUACUUUUUCUUUAGUACAGUUUAGGUAGUGAUCAGAGAUCUACCAAGCUUUACACUGUGAUCUGUUUCUAAUUGUGAUCUAGGUCAGAAUAUCAGAUAACAUACUUUGCUAUCCGGAGAGGGGACAUGAGCUCUAAUGUAUAAUAACUACAGGUGAUUAUUUUAGAUCUUUCCAGAAAAUUUAACAUGUCAUACCCUGAACUGAAAGGAAUAUGUGUUUGCAUGACAUCUGUGCAAUAAUAUAAACUAACCAAAUGCCAUAUGUUUAAUUUACCAAAUAUUCAGCUUUUCAUCAUUGCCUAAAAAACUAAUAAAAAGCAAACAUCUGUUUUGUAACCAUUCAUUUGUCAAUUGUUUCCAGACUUCAAAAAUUAUAAUAAAUACACUCUACGAGAGCAAAAGUACAUGGCUUGAAAAGCUUUUGUUUUCUGUUCUCUCUCUCUCUCUGCACAGCUUCAAACACAGCCUAAUUAAAGAAUUUGAAUAAAGUGUCAA